UCGCUCUUUCGGAUUAAACUUGAAAUCGACGAAAAAGAAUUCCCCAACCAUGGGCACCAAAUCACCGGGUGGACCUCAACGCUGCCGUUUGAUUCUGAAACAAUGCCUGGCUAUACAGCUGUCGAAGCCCGGCCAUACGCUCGACGAUUUCUGGAUGUAUGAUUCAGGCUAUAUGAUUUUUCAGAAUUUCUUAUCGGCCAAUGCACAGUGUUGGUGGAACGCACCGCUAACAGCUGCUACUCGGGCUUUACGUUAUGCUGGUCAUGUGGCGCCGGGUAUGCUGUUGGUAUGUGGUGAGCCUUGUGCCCUGGAGGUAGUACGAGGGGCCUAUGCACGCAGUGUCCUCAAACCACCGGCCACAUAUAUCAUCAGUUCUGUGGGUGAUAUUGAGGACUGUAUUGUAACGCCAAUUAUGCAAGGGCAAUUUACCCCGCUACCCGAAGCAUUAUGUGAUGUAAUUAUGGACUUAACGGCCGAAGGUCAUUCAGCAACCAUAGAAAAUAUACGCACAAAAAUACAGAUACGAUUUCCCCAUAUGACAGCACCAUCGGUGGAGGUGAUCUAUGAUUCAUUGGCCCAGUUAAUGCAGGAUCAGAAAAUCUAUCAAACGGCAAAGGGUUAUUUUAUAUUGACGCCAGAACGACGACGUUCCCGCUCUCGUCCGCGCAGUCAUCACAACGGCUAUGAAGAUUUAAAUGAAUCAGCUGAAAGUGUACCCAGCGAACCGCGUACCAUGUUGAUGACCAACGAGGAGGCCCUACACUCGUUGUAUGGUGAAAUUUCCACCGAACGCGAUGGAGAUUUGACACAUCAGUGUAUACAAACGAAUUUGGCGGAUGUUAUAUGUGGCGGCAACCCAAGUGAUAAAAUUCUCUAUCCACGAACCUCAAAACGACGCAGUUCAUCAUUUCCCACACCCCGAAGUCUGGAACGAAGGCAUAGCUUACGACUGUUUGGUUCAUCGAAACGUUUACAGCGAUGUGCCUCAACGCGUAGCCUAUCGAAAACCUAUGCUCAGACACUAAACACGGAUAGCAGUAGUUCGGAGUACCAAAGCACAGAUUCCUCAUCACCAAAAAAAGGAUCUUUGUUAUCGCGUCUAUUUCGUCGUAGUGGACGAAAUAAGUCACGUCAACUUGAAACCUACUCUGCCCAGUUUCCGCCAGCGGAAUGGUUUAAUUCCAAGGCGGUACAUUUACAUAGUGUGGGUACACAAACCCAAGAUCAUGACAUGCCCACAGUACACACUCUAUCAAAUUCCACCUUCUAUGAUGGUUCAGAGCUAAGCCAACGUUCCUUGACCCUGCCACGUCGGCAUCGCCGCAACUUGUCAAGUGAAUCAACAUUUGUGAUAUCAUCGCGAGAUUGUUCGCCAAUACGAAGACGUUCGCCGGUAUACAGUAGUAGCUCUUUACCCCGUUCCACACAAUCCAUACCUGCCACAUCGCAUUUAAAUAAUAAAACCAAUUGUGGAGGUGGUGGUGGUGGAGGCAGCGGAGGAGGUGUCGCUACUACAACCACCACCAAUGGCCAUGCAAAUACUCUAACCGCACGAGCCAGUACGCCCUAUCGUAGCUCACAAAAAUCCAUACACAGUGGUUCGGUGGCUCGCCACAUGCUGGAGCAUUCACCAUCGAGGAAUACAACAACAAUCAACAAAUUAACACCUGCCAAUCGAAGUUCUGAGACACGACCCGAUUAUCGUAUGUGGCAAAGUGGUCCUUCGAGUUUGGAGUCGGGAAAAACUUCAUUGUAUGCAGCCACAUCGGGACCCUCCAGCAUUGAUAGUGGUAAAGUUUCGUAUGUACGCACAAGUGGUCAUUCUAGUCUGGAAUCGCAACGUUCAACAAGUUCCACAGUUAUACAGCCACGAUCCAUAAUAAUGCUGAAUGGUUCGCCAAGGGGCACACCACGGCAUCAGGCAUUGAGGGCGCGUAAUGCCGAGCAAAUGAUGAGAAAUCAGGCAUCCACCACAACCACCACCUCGGCUAACAAUACAAAUUCCUCGAAUAAAACCUCCAGUGGCACCCAACCUUCAUUGGAAUCCCGCCUCAAUGGCCAACAAGAAAGUUCGGAAAAUGCUACAGCAAUUGCCAAUUCACCUUCGAGUAAUUCAAUUACACUGAAGCUGACCACCUCAAAUGAUGGCCAACAUUGUUUACCAAAUACCAAAAUUGUGGUGCAAAAUACGCCGGCCCAAAGUGUUAUAACAUUCGAGAACAGCAAACUGAAUGAGAAUUCGAAUGUGUUCAUCUUCAACAAUGAGACCACAAUGAAUGAGCGGGGAGAAAUCAUUAAGAAGACUCUGUCCAAGCAGCAUAUGCCCGGUCAGGCCAGUCACAAGCUAAGGCAUAGCGUAAAAGAACCCAGUCAAACACCAGAGUUACCCGUUACCCCAGAAAACCAAAUGCAUGCCGAAAGUGGUUCAAAUCGUGGUUCUGACACAGAGACCUAUGAUUCUAUGUCAUAUUUAAGUUCUUUGUCCUCAGAUAAACCUCAUGAUUCCAUUGAAUUUCCCAAGGUUUCCACAAAGAAUCUCGUGGACAGCAGCAAUAGCUCAACCAACACCACCACCACUCCCAUGAAUAAUAAUCGUAAACUAAGUCUGUCGGUACAACCCUCUAAUGGUGGGCAACUAAUUUAUAAAAAUAAUGUUCUCAAGAACAGUGAUUCCCAACCCACAACACCCUGUGAUGAUGUCAAACUAAUAACGGGCAUUGAUUUGACGAAAUCGAAAUUGGAAAUGACCGGUUCGGUGGGUAAUUUAAGAUUUUAUGAAAAAUCCUCCAAGGAUACCCUAAAUAAGACCAUCAAUUCCAAUUGUGAAUUAAAUAAUUUACGCUAUGACUCGUCAACAUUGCUGGCCAAAAAUGAUAAUCUGCUUAAUUCCAAUACAUCGUUAAGUGGUGGUGGUGGAGGACUAGGAGGAGGUGGUAAUCCAAAUGGUGGUAGUUUGGCACAGAUCCUGCAAAAAAAUCUCAACUCCAUUGGCAGUGAGCCGAAUUUGGCUCAAAAGGAUACAAAUUGCCUUAGCUCGGUGGAUAAAUCUAUACGCAAAGAUACUCUCGAUCGCCGUCUGAGUUUGUCGAAGGACCAUCAAGCCGAAGCAGAGGACAUUUAUAAUUUCCCCAGUCUAACCGAUUUAUCGUUUAAUUUUACCUCAUUGGCUGCUCAGAAAAUCUUGCAGGGUGUUAGUUUAAAUAGUAUUGAUACAUUGGUGGAGUUGAAUAUGGCCGCUGCAGCAGCUGCUGCCGCGGCGGCGGCUGCCAAUUCAUCAGCUGCAGCUACCACUGCCCUGGAGAAGCCGCAAAAUAAUCAAACGACAGCCGUUUGUACGGAUUUUGGUAUGGUUUGA
Messenger RNA from Musca vetustissima, 3355 nucleotides. It is a transcript of the gene knockout, whose product is annotated as WD repeat-containing protein DDB_G0292056. Bases 50 to 3355 code for a protein of 1101 amino acids. NCBI's taxonomy places the organism in Eukaryota, Metazoa, Arthropoda, Insecta, Diptera, Muscidae. Gene Ontology annotation, biological process: positive regulation of transcription by RNA polymerase II. The transcript is spliced from 7 exons. Gene Ontology annotation, cellular component: cytoplasm; nucleus. The record is from RefSeq and is a predicted model, not a curated record. Gene Ontology annotation, molecular function: DNA-binding transcription activator activity, RNA polymerase II-specific; RNA polymerase II transcription regulatory region sequence-specific DNA binding.